AUGUCAAGUAAACUUCAGCAAGCCUCCCUGACCAAACUGUUAGAAUAUCUGGAUGCACCGUUCGCUGUAUCACAGAAGCACGCACGCAACAAGCUUUCGCAUCAGGAAUCGCCCCAUCAACAUAGUGCCCGCACACCUACGAAAAGCGCUGAAGAGAACAACAAAGACUCUUUCUACGAUAACUCACUAAUGUAUGGGAUAUCCAGCCAACAGGCGCUUAUCGAUCUUGGUAAAGAGACGAAUCUCAUCUUUGCUUCCACAAGAGAGGAAUCAACGACACCUUCAUGUCGUGGCGAAGGACCUUUUAACGCCAGAAGAGCAGAACCAGCGACCAAGAAGAAGGCUAAGAACGCCGACUCUCUCACCAGUGGUAUGCAGGAUGCCGCAGACAAAAUGCUCUCGGUUUCGAUGCCGAGGAUGAAGCUCAUCUUUACAUCUGUGGAGAGAAGGUUCACGCAUAAUUCGACACCAGUGGGCUAUCAUAAUUCCUCUCCACAAGAAGCUAUCCGCCUCGGAAUCACGGAAUUGCCGGAGAAAACCGGUGCACCGGCGCUCGCCACGUGGACAUUCGCAUAUCUUGAACGACUUGCCCGGCCUUCUGAAGCAAUCAUGCGAAACAGUCUUCACUUCUUUGGUCACAUUACAAGGAAAUCGUCUGCUCAUCUUGUCCAAGCUGUCUGGGGAUGCUUCUAA
Necator americanus (New World hookworm) is the source of this 693-nucleotide messenger RNA. RefSeq lists its product as uncharacterized. The record is from RefSeq and is a predicted model, not a curated record. The transcript is spliced from 5 exons. Bases 1 to 693 code for a protein of 230 amino acids. NCBI's taxonomy places the organism in Eukaryota, Metazoa, Nematoda, Chromadorea, Rhabditida, Ancylostomatidae.